AUGAGUCUCAAAGGCGUGGGGAAGAGUAUAACUCGAGCCCCGCAACAAUUCAAGCAGCGCUUUAAUAUUGGUGACAAUACUAAAGAUGCCGUCUACAUUGAUGCAGAGAGACGCUUUCAGGAGCUGGAAAAGGAGACCAAGAAGCUGCAUGACGAGUCCAAGAAGUAUUUUGAGGCCAUCAAUGGCAUGUUGAAUCACCAGAUCGAAUUCUCAAAAGCCAUCCAGGAGAUCUACAAGCCCAUAUCCGGCCGUGUCUCCGAUCCCAACUCGCUCAUCCCCGAAGGAAACCCAGAAGGUAUCCGAGCUUGCGAAGAGUAUGAGUCCAUUGUGCGCGAGCUGCAGGCCACCCUGCAGCCGGAGUUGGAAAUGAUCGAGCAGCGCGUAAUCGCUCCCGCGGACCAGUUACUCGAGGUCAUUAAGGUCAUCCGCAAGAUCAACACCAAGCGCGAUCACAAACAGCUCGACUAUGACCGACACCGAGCCACUCUAAAAAAGUUGCAAGACAAGAAGGAAAAGACGCUCAAGGACGAAAAGGCUCUCUUCAAGGCGGAGAACGACGUCGAACAAGCCACGCAGGACUACGAAUAUUUCAACAAUCUGCUCAAGGAUGAACUACCAAAGCUUUUCGCGCUGGAAGCCGAAUUCAUCCGCCCUCUUUUCCAGUCCUUCUACUACAUGCAGCUCAACGUUUUUUACACCCUCCACGAAAAGAUGCAAGCCAUCAACAUUGGCUAUUUUAACCUCAAUCUGGACAUCGAGGAGGCAUUCGAGAUGAAACGGGGGGAUGUCCAGGAACGUGCAGAGGCGCUUUCGAUUGUCCAUUUCAAGAGCACGGGCGGCGUCAAACCUCGCGGCGUGUCGCGGUAUGGUCUGGGUCAUUCGAAGGCCAAGGAAGCAGAAGCAGGCAAAAGCUCUUAUGCGAGUCGGAGGACGAGUCAUCUCGAAGACGGCGUCGCCAACCCACCUCCGCCGUAUUCUCCGACCGGCUCGGCCAGUGCGCCAAGCAGUCCUGCGAUCGGAAGUCCUUCACUAAGUGCCGCAAUCGCAGCAAAGGGCAAACCUCCUCCACCCAAACCCAAACCGAGUCGUCUGAGUGGUGUGCCCAACGCCGAGACGUGCACGGCCUUGUAUGACUACGAGGCACAAGCGGAAGGAGAUCUCAGUUUCAUGACAGGAGAUGUCAUUGAGAUUGUGACAAGAACGUCGAAUGAGAACGAGUGGUGGAUCGGACGAGUCAACGGGCGAGAAGGACAGUUUCCUGGAAAUUAUGUGCGCCUGAAUUAG
Fonsecaea erecta is the source of this 1284-nucleotide messenger RNA. RefSeq lists its product as hypothetical. The record is from RefSeq and is a predicted model, not a curated record. The transcript has 3 exons. NCBI's taxonomy places the organism in Eukaryota, Fungi, Ascomycota, Eurotiomycetes, Chaetothyriales, Herpotrichiellaceae. Gene Ontology annotation, molecular function: protein binding; lipid binding. The coding region runs from base 1 to 1284 and encodes 427 amino acids. Gene Ontology annotation, biological process: actin cortical patch localization; plasma membrane tubulation; endocytosis. Gene Ontology annotation, cellular component: mating projection tip; Rvs161p-Rvs167p complex; medial cortex.